Astyanax mexicanus (Mexican tetra) is the source of this 3374-nucleotide messenger RNA. RefSeq names its product inhibin subunit beta Ab (gene inhbab). The transcript is spliced from 2 exons. Lineage: Eukaryota; Metazoa; Chordata; Actinopteri; Characiformes; Acestrorhamphidae. The record is from RefSeq and is a predicted model, not a curated record. Gene Ontology annotation, cellular component: extracellular region. Gene Ontology annotation, molecular function: cytokine activity; growth factor activity. Gene Ontology annotation, biological process: SMAD protein signal transduction; BMP signaling pathway. The coding region runs from base 884 to 2179 and encodes 431 amino acids.
AUGCCUAGAGAGAGAGAGAGGGAGAGAGAGAGAGAGAGGAUGGGAGAUACGGAUGGGAGAGAAGUGAGACAGAGAAUGCACGCGUGAGUGUUAGGAACUCUUUGCCAGGGAAUGGGAAAAAAACUGUUACACAUAUUACCGGGGGAGUUGCUGAGGAGAGAGAGAGAGAGAGUGAAGAAAAAAAGGAAAGUAGAAGUUAGUGACUCAGAAGUAGUGAGGAAGAUAGUAAUAAACUGAGAGGGAGGAAAGCAGGCGGAGGAAGGUAUAAUUACAGAGAGAGAGAAAGCGAGAGGGUACACACAGUGAAGACACAGAGAGAGAGAGAAAGAGAGAGAGAGAAAGAGUCAGAGAACUGUCUAACCCUGCCCACUUUCCACAAAACCAUUCAACUCCGGCACAGUGAGCUGCACUCAGUCAGCUUUCUCCACUGCUCCGCACCUCUGCUGUCCAAAGCUCGGCAGGACCUCGAACCGGUACCAGGACCAUCAGGACCACGGCCAGCGCCACCAGAAGGACCCAGGACCAAGGACCCAGGACUAAAGCCAUAGAGGUGCUCCAGCAGAGCCAGCUCUGUCAUUACCAAGCCUGAACCCUCCGGAGGCAAUUCUACCACUACUACAAUCAAGGACACUCACUCUUGUCCAGGACCACCGCAUCUUGACUGACCUUUUCGUUUUUGCUCUUAUCGCCAUGGUCAUUUCUUUCAGAUAAGGAUUAUUAUAGCUCUUGUGCCUCUUGUUUCACACUUGCUCAGUUCUGAAAACAGGCUGGACGGGCAAUUGUCAACUGCUGCUGCUGGCAGCGGAGCCAGCCGGUCAAACUCCGGGACGUGUUGAUCGUGAGACUGUGGCCGCAUCUGACCAUCCUCUUGUCCCGUGCCAGGAUGUCCUUCUUCUCCUCCUCCUCCUUUUCUGCCUCCUCCUCUUCUCUUGCCCUGGCACUGACCCUGCUGCUACUGCUGUCUGGCUGCUUGUCCGGUCGCUGCUCCCCAACUCCUGCCGGACUGGAGAGCCAGACCCAGCAGCACCAGCACCAGCAGCAGCAAGAGCCUCAGCCUGGUCUCCGGGACACAGAGCAGGGGGACAGCCCGGCCACCCCAUGCCCAUCCUGUGCCCUUGCCCAGUUGCAGCAGGACCCAACAGCCUCAGAGUCUGGCAUGGUGGAGGCAGUGAAAAGGCACAUCCUGAGCAUGCUGCAUCUAAAUGCACGGCCCAACAUCAGCCACCCUGUGCCCCGCGCCGCCCUGCUCAAUGCCCUGCGCAAGCUGCACAUGGGGCGAGUGGCCCGGGACGGCACUGUGGAGAUCGAGGAGGAGGGAGAGGAGACUGGAGAGCAUGAGGAUGAGCAGCCCUCUGAAAUCAUCACCUUUGCAGAACCAGGAGAUGCUCCUGACAUCGUAAAAUUUGACAUUUCCAGGGACAAUGGUGUAUUGUCUGUAGUGGAGCAGGCCAAUGUUUGGCUGUUCCUGAAGCUGGCCAAGGGCAUUCGUGGAAAGGGGAAGGUGUCACUGCAGCUCCUACAGGCUCGGAGUCCGGGUCCAAACAAUCAGGAGCAGGAGGAGGUGGUUUCUGAGAAGACUGUAGAUGCCCGGCGCAGUGGCUGGCACACCCUGCCCGUGGGCCGCAGUGUCCAGGAGCUGUUGGACAGAGGGGGCACCGCUGAGCUCCGGCUGCGUGUGUCCUGCCCGCUUUGUGCUGGUGCUGGAGCUGUGCCCAUCCUGGGAUAUUCGGCAGGCGAAGGAAAGGAGAAAGAACAGUCUCACCGGCCCUUCCUGAUGGUGGCACUGCGACCAGCAGAGGAUCACCCACUUCACCGACGCAACAAACGCGGCCUGGAAUGCGACGGCAAAAUCCGCACUUGCUGCAAGCGGCAGUUCUAUGUCAAUUUCAAGGACAUUGGGUGGAGCGACUGGAUCAUCGCGCCUUCCGGAUACCACGCCAACUACUGCGAGGGCGAGUGCCCCAGCCACGUGUCCAGCAUCACGGGCUCAGCACUCUCAUUCCACUCCACCGUCAUCAACCACUACCGCAUGCGUGGCUACAGCCCCUUCACCAACAUCAAGUCGUGCUGUGUGCCCACACGCCUCCGCGCCAUGUCCAUGCUAUACUACAACGAAGAGCAGAAGAUCAUCAAAAAAGACAUCCAGAAUAUGAUCGUAGAGGAGUGUGGCUGCUCAUAAAGCACUGUCAAGAACCUGAAAUGAACCUUCUUCUUGGCGGAUUUAGUAGUCUGCGGCAGCCCACGUUUGUCUUUUGACUCAGACAAUUUAUCUUGUGGUAUGUUUAUGGACCCUUCUGUUGGGGACUCUUGGUUUGAGUGAUUUCUCUCUCUGUGGCACUUUCAUAUAAAUGUAAAAAUGAAGACUUAAAAACGUAAUAUAUUUUUGUUAUCUGAAGGGAUGGGGGGUUGAGGGAGGGAUUGGGUGCAUGGUUAAGAUAAAAAUGUCAUUCCAUGUUCUCUGCGCUGCAAUAAAGAGAAGUAUAUCUCGGAAGUAUGAACCCGAGAAAAACGAACUAUGCAACUUGUUGAGUGUUGUCAUUGGAUGUUCGUUUUUUUUUCCCCAUUCAUUUUAUUUUUUACAAUUUUUUUAAAUAUGUAAUGCAUCCUUUCCCGAUGAGAAAAGAGUUUUAUUUCUUUUCCUUUUUUGAUAAAUACUUGAAAAAAGUAGUUUGACCAGCUACUGGAGCCAAACUAUUAUUAUUAUUAUAAUUAUUAUUAUUUUUGCUAUUAUUGUUGUUAUUAUUAUUAAUUAUAUUAAUUUCCUAUAACUUAUGAAUGUUGCUGAAAAGUGAUGAAAAUUUGCACUAAAAACAACAUUCUUAUCAUAUCAGCCACACAACAAUAUGAUGUACAUUCGGAUCAUAUAUAGAAUAUACCAAAGAGCAUAUACAUUACUAGCUUUCAAAACAACUUUACAAAAAAGCCCAGCUUGACUGUGGUACUAGUUGAAAUUAGCAACAAUAUGUGGCCAACUAAAUGUAUCACUGUCACAAAAAAAAUCCAGAUUUAAACUUUUCUUUAAACAUUGCCUCCACAUUCUCAAUGUAGAAUGUAUUCACAAUUGCAGUCUGUCUGUUGUCCAUAUGUUUGUUCACUGCCAUGUUCUUACAGCUACCACACAGUCUGGUGAGACAGAACCAGUGGAGAUAUCUGUUCUGCAGCAAGGCAAAAUAUAGACUUCUGUGAAAAAUGACUGCGUUUGUUCGAAAAAAGCAAAAGACUUUAUACUGAAGGAUGCUUUUGGACAUUAAAAAUGAUAACUUUGUAUGUACAGACAUGAGAUGAAAAAAUGCAUUGUUGUACAAAUGGAAAAUGUGCUUGUUAUGUUUUAUAUCUAAUUUAUUUUGCAGCAUACUCUUUGCUUCACUAUUAAA